Pelodiscus sinensis (Chinese soft-shelled turtle) is the source of this 952-nucleotide messenger RNA. Its product is annotated as olfactory receptor 52P1-like. NCBI's taxonomy places the organism in Eukaryota, Metazoa, Chordata, Testudines, Trionychidae. The record is from RefSeq and is a predicted model, not a curated record. Gene Ontology annotation, molecular function: olfactory receptor activity; G protein-coupled receptor activity. Gene Ontology annotation, cellular component: plasma membrane. Gene Ontology annotation, biological process: G protein-coupled receptor signaling pathway.
GCCAGAUUCAUGAAUCAGUCACCUCAUGACAGACUUUAACCUCACCCCCUCUGACUCUCCAUCAUUCAUCCUGAUGGGCAUCCCUGGCCUGGAAGCGGCCCACGUCUGGAUUUCCAUCCCUUUCUCUACCUUCUACAUUCUGGGCCUGCUGGGUAAUUUCACAGUUCUGUUUGUGGUAGGCAAAGAGCAGACCCUGCACAAGCCAAUGUACCUGCUGAUCUGCAUGCUGGCGCUCACAGACAUGGGUAUGUCUACCUCUGUCGUGCCAAAGGCCCUGUGUAUAUUUUGGUUCAACUGGAAAGGCGUGACUCUAGGUGGCUGCCUCACCCAGACGUUCUUCCUUCAUGCAGUUUCUGUGAUGCACUCAGCCGUCCUCGUGACAAUGGCCUUUGAUCGCUACGUUGCCAUAUGUGACCCUCUGAGAUAUGCCACCAUCCUCACCAACACACGAAUAGCAAAGCUAGGGCUGGUGGGUUUGACAAGAGCCAUUCUCUUCCUUCUGCCCAUGCCCCUGCUCCUAAGCAGGCUGCCGUUCUGUGCCAUCCAUACGUACUGUGACCACAUGGCUGUAGCAAAGAUGUCGUGUGGGGACUUCACAAUCAACAGGACGUAUGGCUUGGUGAUAGCUUUUCUAGUCAUUGGGUUAGACCUGACACUCAUUGGCCUGUCAUACGUUCUGAUCAUCCGGGCCGUCCUCAGAAUCCCCUCCAGGAAAGCCCACCAGAAAGCCCUCAACACCUGCACAACCCACGUCUGUGUGAUGCUGACGUCUUACACUCCUUUCCUCUUCUCCAACCUAGCACACCGGUUCGGUCAGGGCAUCGCUCCCCAUGUUCACAUCACCUUGGCCAACCUCUAUUUCCUUUUUCCCCCCAUGUUCAAUCCCAUCAUUUAUGGGGUCAAAACCAAAGAGCUUUCUGACCAAGUGGGAAAAUACAUCUGUAGAAGAUGA